Molecule: messenger RNA, 469 nt
Organism: Haplochromis burtoni (Burton's mouthbrooder)
Lineage: Eukaryota; Metazoa; Chordata; Actinopteri; Cichliformes; Cichlidae
Gene: polr2k
Product: RNA polymerase II, I and III subunit K
Exons: 4
Coding region: 115-291 (58 amino acids)
Biological process (GO): DNA-templated transcription
Cellular component (GO): RNA polymerase I complex; RNA polymerase II, core complex; RNA polymerase III complex
Molecular function (GO): DNA-directed RNA polymerase activity; DNA binding; zinc ion binding
Source: RefSeq, a predicted model, not a curated record
AAGCGACUUUGCUGUGAGGUGCACGACUGUUCUACGCAUGUGCAGGCAGGAGCCUUGUGGAGUAUGAAAAGAGAGGUAAACAGCUAACAGCUAACGUGUUUAAACGAAUCAGAAAUGGAUACGCAGAAAGAUCUACAGCCGCCCAAGCAGCAGCCUAUGAUCUACAUAUGUGGAGAAUGUCACACCGAGAACGAAAUCAAAGCCCGCGAUCCGAUCAGAUGCAGAGAGUGUGGCUACAGGAUCAUGUACAAGAAGAGAACAAAGAGAUUGGUUGUAUUCGAUGCCCGAUGAAGAAGAGGAGAGGAGCAGUUUUGACUCUGUUUACUGUUUGUAGUGUGGGAUCGUGUAAAUAAAUAGACCUGGCUUCAGAUUUGUGAACUACUCAUUUUAUUCUCGGUCUAAACAAUACAUUUGCUUGUCAAAAAUGUAUGAAAGUUUGUUUUGGUUUAUUAAAUAAUAACUAUUUUAA